This is a messenger RNA of Solea senegalensis (Senegalese sole), 2773 nucleotides long. RefSeq names its product XK, Kell blood group complex subunit-related family, member 6a (gene xkr6a). The transcript is spliced from 4 exons. The record is from RefSeq and is a predicted model, not a curated record. The coding region runs from base 428 to 2125 and encodes 565 amino acids. Gene Ontology annotation, biological process: engulfment of apoptotic cell; apoptotic process involved in development; phosphatidylserine exposure on apoptotic cell surface. Gene Ontology annotation, cellular component: plasma membrane. NCBI's taxonomy places the organism in Eukaryota, Metazoa, Chordata, Actinopteri, Pleuronectiformes, Soleidae.
GUCCUGGAGCGUCCUGCACGCACGCGCGCACACACGCACACACACUGAGUCAGUCACACUUUUUAAGAAAACAGCGGGGGAUGCAUGACGUCAUAGCCUCCUAUCGCCCUAGAUGACCGCGCGCGCAGGACGGGAUGAUGCGGUGCUGAUUCCGCUGCUACUCAGGUGGCGGUGACUGGACCCGAGGAGGAGGAGGCGGAGGAGGAGGAGGAGGGGGAGGAAGUAACGGAGCCGCCGUCGCGCGGCCGCCGGCUCUGAUGGCUCCUCGCGCCCCGGGCGGAGCAGAGACACAGCAGUCGCGGCCGCGGCGCGAGAGCGCAGAGGGCAGCAGGUAUCUGGGAAGUGACGUGGUGUCCGCGCCCCGCGAGGAGCCACCACGGUGCGGUUGUCGUGCGUUUCGCAGGAGGGCAGGAGCGGCAAGGGGAACAUGGCCGCGCAGUCGGACGGCGGCGGGAAAGCCGGCGGGUUCGCGCAGCUGUACGACGUGGACGCGGACGAGCCGCUGGACUCCGCCGCCAUCCACAUCUGCCAGUGCUGCCGCACCUCCGCCUGCUACUGGGGCUGCCGCUCCGCCUGCCUGGGCUCUCUGCUCGGUGGAGGAGCGGGGGGAGGAGGAGGGGGGGUCGGCAUCAGAGAGACUCACUGCCCGCCCCGGGAGCAGCUGUGGCUGGACUGCCUCUGGAUCGUCCUCGCCCUGCUCGUCUUCUUCUGGGACGUGGGCACGGACCUGUGCCUGGCGGUGGACUACUACCGCAGGCAGGACUACCUCUGGUUCGGCCUCACGCUCUUCUUCGUGCUGGUGCCGUCGGUGCUGGUCCAGAUUCUGAGUUUCCGCUGGUUCGUGCAGGACUACACCGGCGGGGGGCUCGGGGAGGUGGAGGGUCUGACCAAGCGGGGCAGCGUGGCUCUGGGCUGCCUGUACCCGGGCAGAGACCGCCUGCAGCUGGCCACCAUCUGGCUGUGGCAGGCCACCAUUCACAUCCUCCAGCUGGGACAAGUGUGGAGGUACAUCAGGACGCUGUAUUUGGGCGUGAUGUCGCGGCGGCAGAAGGAGCACCAGCGGCGCUGGUACUGGGCCAUGAUGUUCGAGUACGCCGACGUGAACAUGCUGCGGCUGCUGGAGACGUUCCUGGAGUCUGCUCCUCAGCUGGUUCUGCAGCUGUGCAUCAUGAUCCAGGAGAACCGCGCCGAGAAGCUGCAGUGCAUCUCCUCUCUGGCCUCGCUGCUGUCUCUCGCCUGGGUUCUGGCCUCCUACCACAAGCUCCUGCGAGACUCUCGUGACGACCAGCGCAGCAUGAGUUACCGGGGGGCGCUGCUGCACCUCUUCUGGCGCCUCUUCACCAUCUCGUCCCGCGUGCUGGCGCUGGCGCUCUUCGCCUCCCUCUUCCACAUCUACUUUGGCAUCUUCGUGGUGGUCCACUGGUGCGCCAUGGCCUUCUGGGUGGUGCACGGAGGCACCGACUUCUGCAUGUCCAAGUGGGAGGAGGUGCUGUUCAACAUGGUGGUGGGAAUCGUCUACAUCUUCUGCUGGUUUAACGUGAAGGAGGGACGCACACGCUCCAGGAUGGUGGCGUACUACACCGUGGUGUUAGCGGAGAACACCAUCCUCACCGGCCUGUGGUACGCCUACAGAGACCCGGUGUUGACCGACUCCUACGCCGUCCCCGCUCUGUGCGGCGUCUACCUGACGUUUGCCGGCGGCGUCCUGGUCAUGCUGCUGUACUACGGCUUCCUGCACCCGGCCACCGCCCACCUGCAGCCAAGCCCCGCCUCCUCCUGCUGCGCCCAGCUGCUCUGGGGCCUCCCCCUGCCGCCGUCCGUGCCCCCCACCGCCCCGCCCACCCCGGCCCACAUGACUAAGUCGCAGACGGAGGAGGACGUGGCCGAGUCGUGUCUCCCCGUCUUCCAGGUGCGGUCGGUGACGCCCACCUCCAAACCCGAGGGGCCGCUGAUAAAGAUCGACAUGCCCAGGAAGCGUUACCCGGCGUGGGACGCACACUACGUGGACCGGCGCCUGCGGAGGACGAUAAACAUCCUGCAAUACAUCACGCCGGCCGCGGUGGGCAUACGAUACCGCGACGGACCUUUACUGUACGAACUGCUGCAGUACGAGUCGUCACUCUGACACACGCACACACACACACACAGAUGUCAUGGUACAAGCACAUGUGAAACGUCUGUGUACGCCGUGUUCAGAGGGAGGGAUUAAGCACACACACACACACACACACACGCGCAAACAUACCUUACAGGGACCUUUGACCUGUGGGUCUCACGGCCAUGACACGACUCGUCCGACCGCUCUUUCCAAUUAUUUCACCUUUUUCUUUUUUUUGCUGCCCUAAAGAAAGAAAACUGAGUUAGAAUAAAAAUGACAUCAGAUUAAUUCAGAUUAAAGAUGGCGUCGCUUCACUUUACGGUCGAGUUCAAACGUAUUUUUGCAACCUUAUACUUGUUCCACGUCAAAACUAACACUACUGGACAAACAGUUUGCGAGCCCUGGUCCACAUACGUCUUCAUGCUAAUCUGGGCUAAAUGUGUUUACAUUUAACUCCUAGCACAUUUUCCAAAAUGUCCAGCUACAUGAGAGCACAUGCUAAGACCAGUUAGCCACAUUAGCGCUAAAGUGGUGUGAAAAAUGAGAAGCUACUAUCAGCUGUGGGUUUACCUAAUUGUAGUUUAGAGCGAUGUUAGCUCACGUACUUGACAUCUGUUAGCGUGGGUUAGCAUUAGCAUCAAUUUUAAUUUUUAUAAAAGUGCCAAUCUUGCCAAA